CCUCCUCAUGUGAUCACUGGAAUGAAACUCCCACUAUUGUUUGAGGACUACACAAAGAGCACUUCUACUUUCCAGCACCACGUUCUGGGCAACAUACCAGCAAUACAUCUGUAGUGUGAAUGGUGGCAGCGGGACGGAUGAGCUGCGUGUCCACGUUUCCAGCGUUUUCAUAGCUUGCUGCGCGCUUCUGUGGCAGGUUUGUCAGCCGUGAACAUGUUUUACUGUGGACUGUUCACGAAUAUAACGCGUGGACUUUGUUGUCAGUCAGCAACUGUGGGAGAUCUUAUGGUGUGUUGUUUACCCCCCGCUGCUGCGUGGUGUAACUCCCCACAGUGGAAGGAAUCGGAGAGGUGAAGUGACUUUACGCACAAGCUCACCGAUUCUUGGAAGUAAUUACUGCGCGGUGGGAUGGAAGAGGAAAACCAUAACGACGCCUUGCCAGAUCUGAAAGAACUGGAAAACAAGGUUGGAAGGAAAACACCGGAAAGUCUCUUGAUUUGGAUGAGGGAUGCUGCAGACUGCGAGGAUGGUGGGAGGUCUGAGGUGGUCGACAGGGAAGAGCGCAGCUCUGCCCUCAGCGACAGCUUCUCUGACAAAAUAAACAACUUAAAACAAGAGAUGAGGGGGUUGCGUUCUGCAGACGUUAGGAUUCUUCGCCAGCUGGUGGCUGUGCACGAGGGGAUCGAGGCCAUGCGUUGGCUGAUGGAGGAGCGGGAUAACUUGGCCAGCCGUGACAGCAGCUUGACAGGCAGCCUGAGCAGCCUGGUGACUGUGGAGGAGCACGGGCCCUCGAUGUCCCCCUACCGAGAAAGCCUGAGUCCAACUCAGGAUCUGACUGAAACCACUGGUGAGGAAUCAGAGGAUCACCCACCACACACUGACCACGGUGAUUCAACCCACAAGAGCUACCUGAGCCCAGAGUUCACCCGAGCAAGUCCUCCUAGUCCUUCCUCCAAGUUUGAAGUCAAUUGUUCCACACAAGGCAGGCACGAUCAGGCGUCGUCUAGUCCUGCCAAUGGUUUGGUCAGUGCCAGUUUACCAAAGUCACAACCACAAGACUUGGACAUCAAAGACGGUGCUAAAACCAUCAGAAGAGCUCUGCUCAGGUCAAGAAGGGCAAGUAGGCCAGUGAUAGUGGAUAAUGGGAGUUUUGCCUUCACUAAACAGUCAGAGGAGACACAGACAGAGCACCAAACUCAGGACGGUUUCAGGGCCUUUCAGAACAAUACGAUGGAAAAGGAAGAGAGUCCACCCAAUAAAGACACAAUUCUGCUGGGCUAUGAUGCUCAGUGGUGCUGGGUGGAGUCACAGGACGAUGUAACCUUUCUAUGAUCUUCUCUUAGCACAAUUUACAUGUAUGACCUUUGGUUUUGUCAAGUAAUUCCCCUCAGCAGUAAACUGCCAGUAAUGCAGUGGGAUUUAAAAUGCACUUUGGCACUUAUGAAUGAGUGAUGCUUAAAAAUGAAUGUGUCACUGUCUGUCGCACUCACUGUCAGUGCCUUUGGUAAGAACGUAUGCCACUGAAGUUUUUUCAAUUCUUUUAUUCACCUGUGUAUUUUAGGAAGAAAGGAAAUCACAAAUAUGAAGGAGCUCUUUGAAAGAAUAUUAUCUGUUUGUCUGAGAACACUGGGAACUUGAAUUUUAGAGAUAUUGAUGAUGAAUCAGUCUUCUUUGUUUUCAUUUGCUUGCACUGGCAGUCAUGUUUUUGUGUUUAUUUCAUUCAUAGCUAAUGUCCGGUCUCCUUGAAAUCUUUAACAAUAGUAACAAUAGUGGAUAUAAAUAUAAUGCAACAAUAAACCUGUGAGGAUUUUUAAGAUUAAAAUGAUAUUGUUAUGCGAUGAUGAGCCUAAUCGUCCUGUUGGCAAUAAACAAGACUAAAAAGUCUUAUUUAUGCUCUUUCUUGUCUCUCAACCUAAACAGCAUGUACGCAU
This is a messenger RNA of Larimichthys crocea (large yellow croaker), 1931 nucleotides long. RefSeq names its product Leucine rich adaptor protein 1. The coding region runs from base 409 to 1332 and encodes 307 amino acids. Gene Ontology annotation, biological process: positive regulation of cytokine production; positive regulation of canonical NF-kappaB signal transduction. Lineage: Eukaryota; Metazoa; Chordata; Actinopteri; Sciaenidae. The record is from RefSeq and is a predicted model, not a curated record. The transcript is spliced from 3 exons.